This is a messenger RNA of Dunckerocampus dactyliophorus (ringed pipefish), 4624 nucleotides long. RefSeq names its product growth hormone receptor-like. The coding region runs from base 90 to 1739 and encodes 549 amino acids. Gene Ontology annotation, molecular function: protein binding; cytokine receptor activity. NCBI's taxonomy places the organism in Eukaryota, Metazoa, Chordata, Actinopteri, Syngnathiformes, Syngnathidae. Gene Ontology annotation, cellular component: external side of plasma membrane. The record is from RefSeq and is a predicted model, not a curated record. Gene Ontology annotation, biological process: cytokine-mediated signaling pathway. The transcript has 9 exons.
AUCACCAGCGGCAUUUAGGACGGAGGAAUUUGUACCUGAAAAGCGACAACACUUCUCCAGCAAGCUGAACACUCCCAUACAAAUGGGCCAUGGGGACGAGGAGGGGUGCGCGUCCUUGUGAUAUGUCUCAUGACUGGAGGACGCUCACAUGUUGCUGUUGGCGACUUUUCCCACAGAGAUUGGAGCAGUCGAUGUUGUUUGUGACGGUUGACAGAUUGCGCAACGGUGGUGGGAUGCUGUGGCUUCUGCUCUGCCUACUUCCCGCCCCAGGGGGCUGCAACAGAGUCCAGCAAACGUACAAAGAAGCCGAAGAGCGUCAAGCUGAAGGUGAGGUUGCUGUGACAACCAGGCCUCACAUCUACUACUGCCGCUCUCCCAACAUGGAGGUGUUCACCUGCUGGUGGUAUCCGCUCACCAACCUGACGGAUGGCGAGGACAUCUCCUACGUGCUCACCUAUUCCAAAGACAAAGGGCCCAAACGCGAGUGUCCGGACUAUGUGAGCGCGGGUGCCCACAGCUGCCAUUUUGACAGUAGCCACACAUCCAUAUGGAACUAUUACUGCAUGAACGUCACUGCGGUGACGCCCCGCCAAAACUUCACCUCACAGGAGCACUGCCUGGACGUGGCUGAGAUUGUUCAAACCGAAGCUCCAGUUAACCUGAUGUACAAACUGAUGGACCCCGGCGGGGACGAGAUGGGUCAUGACGUGCUGCUCUCCUGGGCAUAUCCGGUGCCCUCCGACCUGAAGUAUGGUUGGAUUACACUGGUGUACGAGCUGCAGUACAGACGAGUUAGCGAGCCCGACAAGUGGAAGGUCAAGGAGUCGCUGCGAGAACCUCGGGUCAAACUUCUUGGCCUCCCCAAUAACGACUAUGUGGUUCGCGUCCGCUGCCGCUCACACAACUACGGCCUGUGGAGCAAAUGGAGCCAGCCGAUACUGAUGAGCAUUCCUGCCCAAGCCCCAGCAGCAGAUAUACUUCUGGUGCUGAUUCUCGUGACAAGUAUCAGCAUGGUGGCACUGCUGGCCAUUGCGGUGCGUGUCCUUCCACAAUGUGCGAGAGUAAAAGACUUCUUCCUGCCGCCGAUUCCAAAACCGCGCAUCAUCGGCAUUGACCCGCUGCUCCUGAAGAAGGGGAACCUUGAUGAAAUCAACCAUCACCUCUCCAACUUCCACAGCUACAUACCUCCCAGCUUCAUGGAAACAGAGGUGUGGGAGCAGGUGAGCCCUGACAGCAUCCACCUUGCUACGCCCAAUGAGUGCACACUUCCCAUCAAGUCGCCCAGCCAGGCGAUGGACGCCCUCAUUGUCCCAAAUGACUUGACCGCCACCACGACCCAUCAUCCACCCACCAGCCAGCUGCCAAUGUACCUGAAAAGCCCCUACUGCAUGACUCCUCCUCAAGCGUUAUCGCCACCACUGGCCGCGCCAUCUGAAAUGGUUUGUCCGACAGAGAGUGGGAUGAUGGGCCAGCCCACCGCAGCACCAGCCGCCAUCACUAAUGCUUACCCGCCGCAGGAUUUCUACAGCUGCGUGCAGCUCAUCGACAGUGAAGCGUUACAUCUGGUGCCGUGCCUGCCGCUGGCGUAUUGUCAGCUUCCGCCUCUCCCGAAGUUUGAUUUACAUGCCAGCGUAAAAGAAGAAGAGCAGGGCAAAAAGCUGGAUGAAGCCGGAAAAAAAGAUGGUAGCGAGUCCAAGGAGAGCGAGGCCACACCCCCUUCUGUUGACAAUACGAUCUGAGCGCAUGCAGGAUGAGCAGAAACAAAAGCAUCCAUCCAUCCAUCCAUUUUCUAUGCCGCUUAUCCUCAUUAGGGUCGCGGGCGUAUGCUGGAGCCUAUCCCAGCUGCCUUCAGGCGAGAGGCGGGGUACACCCUGGACUGGUCGCCAGCCAAUCGCAGGGCAUAUAUAGACAAACAACCAUUCACUAUCACGUUCAUACGUAUGGACAAUUUAGAAUCACAAGGGUAAAAAGUACACACACAAAAAGGGAAAAGUACAACCAAAAAAUACCGGGCUGCGCCGCGGGGAAAAAAAUGGACUCACAAAAAACACUUUAGAAGAACUAAGCAGGAAAAAGGUAAUGCACAAAACUAAAUAUCACUGCUGAGGCAACAAGCAGGUGAAAACACUAACAAGAACAAAAAUGCACUGCUGAGAACCAAGCAGCGUCGGUGAAUGACCUGCGGCUGUUUUUUUCAUCUGCGUUAAGCAGCUGCUUGCUACUUUUUGAUGUCCAGGCAGAAGCUGUAGUAAUUCUACAUUUCAUCAACUUUACCUCAAGAUUUGUCAGAUCAACCCACAUGGAUGACUUGUCUGCACCCUUAAUCACCAAGCGGUUCUAUCUCCUUACAUUUGUCACAGCGCCAACUUUCACGUACCGGCGAUCAGCGGUUCCGUUUCAUAACAUACAUCAUACAUAGAAGAGAUCCGUGUUGAUAAUUUAGCGACAUGGUUGCCAUAUUUAGCAAGUUAGGGUGCACAUUUAAGUGUUUGUUGCGUCUUUUUAUUAUUUAUUCGGUAAUUAAAUACAAGCCAUCAACAAAGAUGUUCACUAGCGACGGAAGCUAACAAACUAAAUGCUAAAUGCCUCAGACACGUAUUAAACACACUUUAAAGUAGAAAAUGUAUACGUACUCACCACAAAUGAAUAAUAAUAACGUCAAAUGAUUACAAUUUAUAAUCAGAUUAUUUUUCAAAUUAAUUAAUCAUGAUUAAUCACCAGUUGCAAAUAGGUCUGAGAUAUGCCCGUUUUUGCUGUAUUUUAUUGAAAGAAAGCUACCUGACAGGACGCGAUUACAUAUAUUUGUAUGUACAGUAUUAAUAGCUCCAUUUUAACUGAAAAUUAAAAUCAAGCUAAAAGAUAGUAUGCAUGUGUGAAAAUCUGGUUACCUAGCACAGGUUCCUUUAAUGGUAGCAGAACAUUCAAAUCACACUUUAACAGUGUUAUUAUGAGCCAUGAAGGGUUGUGUUGGAAGACACCACGUCAUUUCAUUUGAAUUCACAUGUUUUGAGUGUAUUUUCUGGGAUUUCCAAGCAUACUUAAAUGCAGCAUGUUGUACUUCCGCAGUGAGUUACAAAGUGAGUGAUAAGACGCCUAUUGUUUUUCUUUGAAUUUCUGUUUAUUUAGCCCACAGAUACACGCAUAAUAAAGACAUUGGGCCUCAUUCACGUAACGUUCUUACUCACAAAUCUGUUCUUAAAGCCUUCUUACGAAGAUUUUUGGCAUUCACGAAACGUGUUCUUAACUCACAGUUCUUAGAUCUAAGAACAAAUUCUACGAACGCUCAGGAGGACUCUUACGCACAAGCAAAGCUUGCACUUUCAAUGCGCAAUCGCCCUCAUGAUGGAUUUUGCAACUUGAUCCCAAAAAAUGUAGUGCAAAUAAAAUAUCCCAACAAUGAUUUAUCAUCAAAACAACUAAAAUAUACUCCAUGGAUAAAUAUAUAUUCAAAUCCCAAUUCAUCAAAAAAAAAAGUAGCUGGCUGGACGUGCGCUGCGCAGAGAGAGAAUGUAAAGGGACCAUUAGAUUUAUUUGCUGAAAGCGACGAAUAUUUGAUGUCCCUUCAGGCUUCCCUCUCCGUUCUUGCAGGUGUGCAGGAUCAUCAGAAUAACAUCGCAAUGAAACGUGGUGUGCCUAUUGCACACGGAGCACCCCCAGAUAACGACAUGCGCCCCCAGCCACGUCUUGAGCCAGAGCACGGGGCUGCUGUAUUAAUUAGGCAGCGUCUAAUCAAAUGUAACCACAGAAAAAAUUAAAUGUCACACACAAACUAUGUAUUUUGACUUUAUUUUUCCAUCGUGAUUGUGUAAAUAUUUUCGAGUUUCCGAAAUGGUUUAGUUUCUGAUUGAUGGCCCACCUCCCGUUUCCUCCAGAUCCCUCCGGUGCAGUCCAAUCUUUUUUUUAGUCUAUUUUAAGUCAAAACACUUCUUUUUAACCUCUGCGGUGGUGCGUUUCUCCGUGGAAACGGCAUUUAUGUUUCCUGCAAUGGUGCUCCAUGCCGACUCUUUUUGGAUGGCCUGAUGACCGGUGGAUACACGUGAAAAUAAGGUGGUCUUGUGUUCGCUCACUCUUUGUAAAAGCACCUCUAUUUCAGUAGAAUUGAAGUUUUUCUUUCGUUUGUUGUCCAGCUGCUCCUCAGUCUCCCCCUUGCGCGUUGCCAUCUCCGCCUCCAGCUGCCUGUUGCGCACGGCACAUUUUUUACCUUAUAUAGGAAAUAAUAGGCGGUGACCUAUGCCUCACAUGCACGUGCAUCCCCGUUGGCAUUCAUCAACCUAAGAACACCGGUGCGAACGAUUAUCCCUACUUAAGAACGUGUCGUGAAUGCACCUUCUUAAGUACACUUCUUAAGAAGACUUUUAAGAAGAUGUUCGUGAAUGAGGCCCAUUGUUGUGAUGUUCGGAGUGACCGUGAAUGCAUCGUGAAUGUGAAUGUCGUUCCGAUGACAAAGGGGCUAGAGACGUGUUUGUGUGUUGGAGAUACAUAUAUGGUGUUGGAAUUGCACUGCUGUUGAUGUGUUCAGGUCAGAAUAAAGUUCUAAAAGCGCAUGAGACUCUGUGUGACUGUGGGGACGCUACAAUGUGCCUCCUUUUGUCGUCAUAACAGAGAGGCGUGGCUUGCCAUCAUG